Tarenaya hassleriana is the source of this 964-nucleotide messenger RNA. RefSeq lists its product as uncharacterized. Lineage: Eukaryota; Viridiplantae; Streptophyta; Magnoliopsida; Brassicales; Cleomaceae. The record is from RefSeq and is a predicted model, not a curated record. The transcript is spliced from 5 exons. Bases 245 to 745 code for a protein of 166 amino acids.
AGAAAGGCCAAAAAAAUACCAACAAAGGAAAGAGGAAGAAGAAGAAUAAGAAGUUGAAAGGUCGACGCCAUUGGAGACAACCAGAAGAGGGACAACAAAAAAACAGAGAAAGCAGAAAGAACUCACAAAUCCAAAACUUGACCUAAUGGAUUCUCGUUCUCUCUGUGUCGUCUUCUUGGGCUUCGUCUAGAGGAGAGAGAGAGAUCGCCGGAUCUAAAAUCGGAGGAGAUCGGUCGGGUCGGACAUGGAGGAAUCGGCGACUUCAUCUUCAUCGUUGACCCCUUCAUUUUCCAUUUUUACGAAUUACCCUCUGAUUUCCGCCGUCGCAGCUUUCGCCAUCGCUCAAUCCAUCAAAUUCUUCACCUCCUGGUACAGGGAAAGAAGAUGGGAUCUGAAGCUGCUUGUCGGAUCCGGUGGAAUGCCUUCUGCGCAUUCAGCAACAGUUACAGCUCUUGCAGUAGCCAUUGGUUUACAAAAUGGCUUUGGAGGAUCACAUUUCGCUUUAGCAUUCAUUAUGGCAUCCAUUGUGAUGUAUGAUGCAACUGGAGUAAGAUUGCACGCAGGUCGCCAAGCCGAGGUUCUGAAUCAGAUAGUAUACCAACUUCCGGCGGAACAUCCCUUGGCCGAGAGAAGACCGCUGCACGAACUUCUCGGCCAUACCCCUCCACAGGUCAUAGCCGGUGGAAUGCUUGGAACCGCGACAACGGUUAUCGGAUACUUAGUCGUCAGGUUUGCUUCUGGAUAACGGACACUUUCUGGUUCGUCGCGUGAUGGGAGACCUACACGAAACAGAACUGCCGUUACUUUGAUAAAACAGUCAAGAUAAGCAAAUUAUGUCUGGAAAUUAGGGGUUUUUCCUUCACCCUUUUAUAUGGUUGUUUUGGUUUCGGUUCGAGUUCACUUCGUUGUAUUUUCAAAUUAAAAGAUUAUAUCACUGCAAAAAAUUAAUACAUUUUAAUAUAUA